CAGGCCGACAUGUGUGUAGUUUCUCUCCUGACUCACCUCCAGACGUGAACUUGAUGUUGAGGAGUUGAAGGCAGACUGGACUUAAAAACAGGGAGGUUGGCGACAUGAGCGCGGAUUCCAUAAAAUGAAAUAAAAAACAUCUCGCAGUCACACAAAUGGAUCGUUUUACUUUCUGCGGUGCUCGUUGCACAAGGACAGGCUCAUUGGUUGUGACAAGAGAUUCCACAGGAUGCAGACAAGCCUCAGCCGGCCCAAAGUGUUGUCUCACAUAGAUCAGCUGAACACAACAGUUUCACCCUCCUUCCCCCAAUGAGUCACAACAGGUCUGCCAAUUGAGUUAUUUUUAUUAUCUAACUAACCCAUAACCAUGAGGGUCAGCCUGCAUUCCAUUGUUUAGUCUUUUAUUCAACACAAAGGUGAAGGUGAGGUGAAUUAAGGGCGCAGUAACAGGGAAAGAAAGAGAAAGAAAAGUGGAUACGUGGUAAAAGAUUGCACGGAAAAUCAAAAAUGCAAAGGCCGACAAUACAAAGCCGUUUUUAGACAUACAGUAAUGAAUGAAUGAAAAUCAAAACUGACACAAUACUAACUCGUACUCAACGGUGCAUUCACAGACUGCAUUUUAAAGCAGGGGUGUCCAAACCUUUUCCACGAGGGUCACAUCCUGCAAAAUGAAAGGACGCAAGGGCCACUUUGAAAUUUUGGAAAGCAACACACGGAGAUAUGCUAAGAAGUUAUAUUUCAAGAAAAAAAUGCAUGUCAGGUUUGCGAUACAAGUGUAAAAGCGUAUUAUUAGUAUGAACUCUUUUUUUCCCCCAUUUUUGCUGUUUUUGUUGUUUUCUGUGUUUUUGUUUUCCCAAUAUGUCAACUUUCCUAUAAAAUAAUCGUAAAUUUUCUUUUUGUAAUAUAUCAAGACUUUAUUCCCAUAUUAUAAUGUUUGACCCAACCUAAUAUUCCAAAAAUGAAAACUUUAUUCUGUUUUGUUUGUCAUAAGGUUGUCUUACUACUUAAAAAAAAACCAACUGAUUUUUUCUUUAAUAUUUCAACUCUAUGCUACUAAAAUGACAUUAUUUUUCCUUAUAAUAUUACCAGUUUAUUCUUGUAAAUUUAUUCUUUCAUUUCUGCUAUUUUUUUUUCUCCAACUACUGCAACUUUCUUGUAAAAUUUCUUGCUUGUUUGUUUGUUUGUUUGUUUAUUUGUGCGUUUUAAGCUGCUAUCAUCUUGCAAUUAUGGCUCUAUUGCCAUAACAUAGAACUGACAAGAUAACUUUUUCCGCAUCCUAAUUUCCCAAGAAUGACGACUUUAUUUGUUGUUUUGUUUGUUUUUUGCAAUAUUACAACUUUAAUUGAUGUGACUAAAAUGACAUUAUUUUUCCUCAAAAUAUCACACCUAAAAUUACGACUUUUUCUCGUUAGAUUACAACUUUUUUCCUUUUAAUAUUUUUACUUCAGUCUUGUAAAAUUACAGCAAAUGUUUCCAUUUUUGCUGUUGUUGUUGUUUUUUUUUUAAAUUAUAUUUUUAGAAUGUGCUGCAGGUGAAUAACAACACAGCCACAGGCCGCAAAUGGCCCCCGGGCAGCACUCUGGAUGCUCCUGAUUUAACGUAUACUACAUAACCAUAUACAAUAAUAUAAUAACCUAAUAAUAGUUAAAUCCAUAUUGUGUAGCUAAAUAUGCUUACUAAAUGAAUACAGUAACAUUCAUUGCAUGCACUGGUAUGAGACAUAAAUACUUUGACUCUUAUCUUUGUCAUCUUUUUAUUUGCUUGUCUGCCACCGCGGGCCUCGGGUUACGACUGAGUUCCGUUCCGAGACUGUGCGAGGAAGUUGAAGGAUGGUGACAUGUCACAGGAAGAGAGUAGACCUACCCCCUCCUGGUCCGAGGAACAUUGCGAGGAGCUGUGGGAUCGCGUGGAAGGAGUGCGACACAAGCUCACCCGCAUCCUCAACCCGGCCAAACUCACCCCGUAUUUGCGUCAGUGCAAGGUCAUUGAUGAACAGGACGAAGACGAGGUGCUCAACUCCACCCAGUACCCUCUACGCAUCAGCAAGGCCGGCCGUUUGCUGGACAUUCUGCGUUGUCAGGGCCAGCGAGGUCUUCAGGCCUUCAUGGAGUCCCUGGAGUUUUACCAUCCGGAGCAAUACACACAGCUGACAGGAGAGCAGCCGACACAGCGCUGCUCCCUCAUUCUGGAUGAGGAAGGCCCAGAGGGUCUGACUCAGUUUCUGCUGCUUGAGGUCCGCAAAUUAAGAGCGCAGCUUCGAAACAGCCGGAUGUGUGAACGCCGUUUGUCUCAGCGCUGUCGGGUGGCGGAAGAGGAACGUGGCCGUGCUGAACGUAAAGCUCAGGAGUUGCGUCACGACAGACUGCAGCUAGAAAGGCUUCGUCAAGACUGGGAGUCGGCCAGCCGAGAGCUGGGCAAGCUGAAAGACAGACAUCUGGAGCAGUCCCUGAAGUACUCCAGGACACUGGAGGAGCAAAGCAAAGCCUCCAUGCGAGAGAGAGAACUGCUCAAGCAAGUAGAAGAGCUGAAGUCCAGGUUGACGGAGGCAGAGACACAAACUGUCAAUGCUGAAGGAAGUCUGACUCCAAACAAAAAGAGCAGCCUGCUGUCCACUGGAGGACAUGGUUGUCCACCAGCUUUACCAGAAAAGCCACCGUACCGUAUUGAGGAUCUGAAAAGAGAGAACAAAGGAGCUCAGAUGAGAGAUCCAAUUCCCUCUUCUGGCGUCAUAGCACUGAUGGAUAUCCUGCAGCAGGAUCGCAGAGAGGCUGCAGAGCAGAGACAGGAGCUCUGCAACAUCAUCACCAGACUUCAGGGGGAGAUACAGAGCACUGAGGAGCACAGGGACAAGCUACAAUCACAGUGCGAGCAGCUACAGCUGAAGGUGAGGACUCUCCAGCUGGACUGGGAGACAGAGCAGAAGAGAAGCAUGUCCUACUUUAACCAGAUCAUGGAACUGGAAAAGGAGAGGGACCAGGCUCUGCGCAGUCGCGACAGCCUGCAGCUGGAGUACACCGACUGUCUGCUGGACAAGAAUCGGCUGCGCAAAAGCAUCGCAGAGUUGCAAGCCAACCUGGAGCAGCAGCAGAGGGAGCUAGAGCGAGAGACGGAAAAGCAAAUGGAGCAGCGGAGUCCCUGCUUGCACUGUUCCCACUUGUCUCUGUGCAGUGAAGACCAAUGCUACGGCCCCUGCUGCUCCCUCGGCCUGGACCUGAGCCUUCCGGCUAAUGGUUCCCAUCUUCAGUUACGCAAGGGGCCUUCUAGAAGCCAAGCCAAUGACAACUUGGAGAAUUCUCAUUCUAACUCUGAGGAGAAUCUGCUGUCGUCAACAGAAGAUAAUGAGAAGGAAAUAAAUCGCCUUUCAACAUUCCCGUUCCCCCCUUGUAUGAACUCCAUCAACAGAAGAUUCAACACUGAGUUCGACUUGGACUCUUGGGGUAGCGAUGAGAAUGACAACAUUGCAGGUGAACAAAGUGAACCUUCUCUAUGCGAUUCCUGGAACUCCCUACACUCUCAUCUCUUCCCCCCUGACCUGGUCAACCUGCCGGUUGUUAACUCACAUCGACACAGUCCCAGCAGUCCCAGGAUACCACCAGUCUCUCCAACCUCGAGUCCCCCUAUCCCACCCACGCAUGGAAGAACCACCCUGGCUGAUGAUAUUACAAUCAUUGGUGGAAAUCAAACAGGGAUCUUUGUCAGCUAUGUUAAAGCUGGUUCAGUAGCAGAACAAUGUGGACUAAAGGAGGGAAGUGAGCUCCUUGAGCUAGAGCGGGUUCUGUUUGGUGGGGGAAGUGUUCUGUUCAGCCAGUGCACUGCUGAGGUAGCGCACUUUUCUCUCCAGUGGUGGACUGAACCUUCCACGCUCAAACACCAGAGCAACCAAGCGGCAUACACCAAGCUUUGCUCCCAGCUCUCCUUGCCGACCUUCAUGGGUGCCGACUCCUUUUAUGUUCGGGUCAAUCUCAACAUCGAGCCUCUUGGUGACCCACCGUCUCUGGGUGUGUCUUGUGAUGACAUCAUACAUGUCACGGACACGCGGUGCAACGGGAAAUAUCACUGGCGCUGUUCCCUGGUGGACCCUUGCACAGCCAACCCGCUUCAGGCAGGAAACAUGCCCAACUAUAACAGGGCACAGCAGUUGUUAAUUGUCAAGUUACGGAAAAUGACCCUGAAGCAAAAGAACUUCAAAAAAAAGUUCAUGAAGAAAUGUUCUGGUCGUGUUCGACUCGUAAAGGCUGUGGACCCCACCUGCCGUGGAAUUGGGUCCACAAAGCAGGUUCUUUACACACUGAACAAACGGCACGAGGAUCACUUGAUCCCAUACAGCUUAGUGCAGCCAGUGAAGGUUCACUCAAAGCGGCCUGUCAUCUUCUCGCCAUCUCUCCUCUCCCGCGACCUCAUUGAGAGACUUCUGCAGCCUGUGGAGUCUGGUUUGCAAUACAACACCUGUGCACCAGAGACGAUACCUGCAUCUGAGAAGAGAGACAAGAGAAUAUUUUUGUUGGAUUCCCACGCUCAAGAGCCAGCGCUGGGCAUACGGCUACAGUCCAUACAGGAUGUCAUCAGCCAGGACAAGCAUUGUUUGUUAGAGCUGGGGCUGCCCUGUGUUGAGGGUUUGCUGAGACAAGGGAUUUACCCCAUUGUCAUCCGCAUCCUCCCGAAGAGUAAAAAACACAAGAAGCUGAGAAAGUUUUUUCCACGGUGUGGAGACGAAAGCGUGAUGGAGGAGAUGUGCCAGACAGAGGAGUUGCAGCUGGAGACUCUGCCACUGCUCUACCCCACCUUGGAGUCCAGCACAUGGAGCUGCAUGGAGGAGCUGCUGGCGGCCAUACGCAAUAUCAUCAUAAGCCAGCAGAUGGCAGUAGCAUGGGUUGAACUAGACCGGCUGCAGUAGAGUAGAAAGAAAGUGUUAUUUAACAGAAUGUGUCGCUAAACCACAACCAGAGUUGUACAGUACAUUCCUGUCAAAUUGACUUUUAAUCCACCUGGGUGUGACCAGCAAUGCCAACAUUCUCAAUGGUUAUGUAGAGCCAAAAAUAUUUUUGGCACAAACAUGGCUGGACUUGUUCGCUAUUCAAACAUGGCUGUGCUUACUGAGCUUAUUACUACAUGAAACUCAUGAGAAUAUAACAGCUCUUUCCUCAAUGGAUUCAAGAUCAACAUUCAAGAUUCUUGUACUCGCUGCCAAUGUAAUUGUUACCAGCAUUAUAACCAGCAAUGUGCACAUUUUUAGUCAUUUGAGUCACUGGUCGUUAAGGGCGUACUCACACUAGGCCGCACUGUGCUGGACAUGGACACGAAUCCCUCUCCCUUUCCUGGCCCCCGCUGGCCUGUGCUCACACUGAGCACGGGUGCUUGUCCCAUCACUUCAAUUCUGAUGGAUUACGGCUUUUUCCCUGACUUUUUGGAUUAUUCCUAGUCUUAUUCCAAGUCGUUCUGAAUAUUUCUUUCGCGUAAGGUGGCAGCUGUCAUUCAUUAGUAGUGAGAGGAGCAAUCACAUGAUAUAAAGGACACCUCUUAAUUGCAAAUACUGUAUGAAUGUAGUGUAGUCGCGAGUGAGUGAGCCUGCUGUGGGUUUGACUUUGGGAAUAUCCAUGUUCCCCUUCUUUUGUAAUGCAAAUGUGAGAAGUGGGCUCAGGGUCGGAACAAUUGGCGUAGUGUGAGUAGGCCCCUAUAUUUGCUUUGAGGACACAAAAAGAUGUAUUAUGCAUUUUCUUCAAAUGAUCUAAUCUGGUGUGCAAAUAAUUGCUGAAUACAUAUGAAUAUGUGCUUUCGACUAAGACAAGACAUUGUGAACUGCAGUUUCAUUGAGAUAUUUGAAUAGGCUGUUCUUACUGAAGGUCAGCAGUGCUGCCUUUUUUACCUGUAUAU
This is a messenger RNA of Dunckerocampus dactyliophorus (ringed pipefish), 5871 nucleotides long. Its product is annotated as caspase recruitment domain-containing protein 11. The transcript is spliced from 25 exons. Lineage: Eukaryota; Metazoa; Chordata; Actinopteri; Syngnathiformes; Syngnathidae. Gene Ontology annotation, molecular function: protein binding. The coding region runs from base 1838 to 4894 and encodes 1018 amino acids. The record is from RefSeq and is a predicted model, not a curated record. Gene Ontology annotation, biological process: regulation of apoptotic process.